AAACGAUAAAAGGGUGAUACAGCUGACACAGAAAACACCUCGCUUCCGCAAUCAACAAGCACCACAUGGGACCUCCCCCAGCUUUCCUCCUGCUGGCUCCGCCCGGACCCUUUUACGCGCUAUCCCGCCCACCCCGGAAGUGAGGCGGAGCUCCUAAGCGUCUGCACCCUGUCAGCGGAAGUGUCUGUUAGAAGCUCUUCGGCUGCUUUAAAUUCCUGCUGUCCUGCACGCUCACCCUUUUCGGGUGGAGUCGAGCUUUGUGCGUGGAAUGGCUGUGGACGUGAAGUCUCGAGCAAAGCGCUAUGAGAAACUGGACUUCCUCGGAGAGGGACAGUUUGCCACGGUUUACAAGGCCAGAGACAAGAACACCAACCAGAUCGUCGCCAUUAAGAAAAUCAAACUUGGACAUAGAUCAGAAGCUAAAGAUGGUAUAAAUAGAACAGCCUUAAGAGAGAUAAAAUUAUUACAGGAGCUCAGUCAUCCCAAUAUAAUUGGUCUCCUUGAUGCUUUUGGACAUAAAUCUAAUAUUAGCCUUGUCUUUGAUUUCAUGGAAACUGAUUUAGAGGUUAUCAUAAAGGAUAAUAGUCUUGUGCUGACACCAUCACACAUUAAAGCAUACAUGUUGAUGACUCUUCAAGGACUGGAAUAUUUACAUCAACAUUGGAUUCUACAUAGGGAUCUGAAACCAAACAAUUUGUUGUUGGAUGAAAAUGGAGUUCUAAAAUUGGCAGAUUUUGGCUUGGCCAAAUCAUUUGGGAGCCCCAACAGAGCUUACACACAUCAGGUUGUAACCAGAUGGUAUCGGGCACCGGAGUUACUGUUCGGGGCAAGGAUGUACGGUGUGGGUGUGGACAUGUGGGCUGUUGGCUGUAUUUUAGCAGAGUUGCUUCUAAGGGUUCCUUUUUUGCCAGGAGACUCGGACCUUGAUCAGCUUACAAGAAUAUUUGAGACUUUAGGCACACCGACGGAGGAGCAGUGGCCUGACAUGUGUAGUCUGCCAGAUUAUGUGACGUUCAAGAGUUUCCCCGGAAUCCCACUGCAACACAUCUUCAUCGCAGCAGGAGAUGACUUGCUUGAUCUCAUACAAGGCUUGUUCUUAUUUAAUCCGUGUACUCGCAUUACAGCCACACAGGCAUUAAAAACUCCAUACUUCAGCAAUCGGCCAGGGCCCGCACCUGGGUGUCAGCUGCCAAGACCGAACUGCCCGGUGGAAGCCUUGAAGGAGCAGUCAAACCCAGCCAUGGCGGCAAAACGGAAAAGAACAGAGCCCUUGGAACAAGGGGUAUUGCCCAAGAAGCUCAUCUUUUAGUGACAGAGCACACUGGACAGCAUUUCACUACUGAAGGAAAUAGACCAAGAGGCAAAAAAUGGGAAGAAUCGUCAAUGUCAAGUAAAUGCUGUGGAAGUGAAUUUGUAAAUACUCUACAGAUGUAACAUAUGUAAAACUAUGGGAUAUUUUUGUUAAAUAUAUUUUAAAAUAAAAAAUUUAAUUCUAGUUUUUCCGA
Chinchilla lanigera (long-tailed chinchilla) is the source of this 1505-nucleotide messenger RNA. It is a transcript of the gene Cdk7, whose product is annotated as cyclin-dependent kinase 7. Gene Ontology annotation, cellular component: cytoplasm; nucleus; transcription factor TFIIH holo complex. Gene Ontology annotation, biological process: positive regulation of transcription by RNA polymerase II; protein phosphorylation. The transcript has 12 exons. Gene Ontology annotation, molecular function: cyclin-dependent protein serine/threonine kinase activity; RNA polymerase II CTD heptapeptide repeat kinase activity; ATP binding. The coding region runs from base 269 to 1309 and encodes 346 amino acids. Lineage: Eukaryota; Metazoa; Chordata; Mammalia; Rodentia; Chinchillidae. The record is from RefSeq and is a predicted model, not a curated record.